Ostrinia furnacalis (Asian corn borer) is the source of this 566-nucleotide messenger RNA. RefSeq lists its product as uncharacterized. The annotation marks the transcript as partial. The transcript has 3 exons. The record is from RefSeq and is a predicted model, not a curated record. Lineage: Eukaryota; Metazoa; Arthropoda; Insecta; Lepidoptera; Crambidae.
GUUUGUCUGUCAGUCUACUGUCAGUUCAAUAUAAAAUAAAUAGUAAACGUAUUAAAUUCUUUACUUUGUUAAAAAAAUAAUUUGGUCGUUCUUCUAUUACACUAUUAAUGAUAAUAGGUACAAUGUUUUUGUGCGAUAACGAUUAAGAUACUACUUAAAAACUGAAUAAAAUGGCAGAUAAAUUUGACUGCCUACCUAUUUUAGUAGUUAGUGCAAAGGAUCAGAAUUCUGCUAAUAUUAUAAUAUCAGAAAUUAUCGGCGAUGACUCAGAAAAUAGAACCGAUGGAGAUAAUAAUGCUAAGCGUGUAUGGAAGCUGGUUAACAAGUACUAUACUGCCGAUGUGCAGUUCCACACAAUCCUGGACGGACAAGAACUAGACACCCAACUUGCAGAUGCUGUGGAAGCACACCUCAUUUAUCUGACUGCAGACGAGUGUGCAGGCGACGACGCAUCGGAGCUGAUGCGGUCGCGGGCGCGCGGGCUGGGCGCGGCGCAGGUGCGCGUGGCGGCGGCGGACACGGCCGAGCCGGCGCCGGGGCUCGCGCGCGCCGCCGCCGCCGCGCGC